Molecule: messenger RNA, 2036 nt
Organism: Neohortaea acidophila
Lineage: Eukaryota; Fungi; Ascomycota; Dothideomycetes; Mycosphaerellales; Teratosphaeriaceae
Exons: 3
Coding region: 134-1975 (613 amino acids)
Source: RefSeq, a predicted model, not a curated record
UUGCAAUUGCUUCACAUCGAGACGAGCCUCCCAUAUUCAGAUUGUUCUUGACUCAUGUGCGUCGUCCAUGUCUCGGGUCAUCGCAGCGGAGAGCACUUGAUGUGUCUCGUGAGUGCUGAAUCGUGAAUGCGGGAUGUUGGGUCUCAGACACGUGCACGCGCUUGCCGACUCGCUCCUUCCCCUUUCACCCACCCACCACGUUCCUUCCUCUUUCAACACAAACAUACGUAACCCCGACGGCACUCCCGUGCGUGCAUCACCAGCCCUUUCCAUUUUUUUCUCCCUGACGCGUCCCCAACGUUUUCUCUUCCCUUCCACACAAACUUCCACCUUCGCUUCCGCUCUCACAGCUUCUUCACACUCGUUUUCCACCAUCCUCCUCAUCUCCCACUCUCCAUCCUCUUGUUGCUCUCGUCGACAAGACUCACCGUCGUUAUCCUCACGUCACCUCACUCUUCCCACAUCAAGCAAGAUGCAGUUCAAGAAGGCUGCCGUCGCAGCGGCUGGUUUGCUGGCCACCACGCACGCCGCAGUCAUCGAAGGCAGACAGCAGGCCAAGGACCUCACCACCGUGACGAAGCUCUCCACCGAGCCCGCUGCCGUCAUCACUCAAGUCAUGGUGAUCGAUGAGGUGCCGGCCGUGUUCAUCUCCACCCAGUACUCCACCGACACCAUCACCAUCCUCUCCUGCCCUGCCUCCGUCACCAACUGCCCGGCUUCGUCCACCUCGGUCAUCACUUCGGUCAUUCCCACGGACACCACGGUCUGCCCCCUCACCGUCACCCGCUCCAGCUUGUCCGUUCCCUCGUCGUCCAUUCCCGCUUCGAUCCAGUCGGGCAGCUCUCUAGCUGGUGGCCAGACCAACAGUGGCUCUGCUUCCAACUCUGCGUCCACGAUUACAAUCACCAGCACUCGCACCGGAACAUCCACCCUGACGCUCCAGUCAACCAGCGGCCCUCUUUCGCCCUACAGCUCAUCGGCUGUGGCGUCCUCGAGCGGGCCAGCAUCCGCCCCGGCAUCCUCGAGCGGCUCGGCAUCUGCCCCUGCGUCAUCAAGCGGGCCAGCAUCUGCUCCAGCAUCGUCAAGCGUGUCUGCCUCUGCUCCCGCGUCGUCCAGCGCUGCUCCAUCCAGCGGGUCGCCGUCAGUCGGUGCCACUUCGGCCAGUGCCUCUCCCAGCGGCCCAGCCAGUGCUCCGGCGUCUUCUUCGUCGCCUGCCAGCUCAGCCAGCUCUGCAUCGGCAUCUGCUCCAGCAUCUUCCAGCUCUACCUGGGCCACCUCCGUCACUCCAGCCUCUGUGGUUAGCCCUUCCUCGGCAGCUCAGACAUCUUCAAGUGCGGCCGGUGCUGCAUCCAGCUCCAAGCCGGCCAGCCAAUCGUCUAACGCGGUCAGUGCUCAGUCCGCCUCGCCCUCUUUGGUCGGCUACACCACGCCCGCUGUGGGCUCCAGCCAAUCCUCGAGUGCCGCCGGUGCCCAGUCGACUCCAGCCUCCAACAGUGCAAGCGCCUCUGCAGUUCCACCCAGCAGCAACAGCAUCGGGGCGGUCACUGGCUCGUCGUCGUCCAUCUCGGCCACUUCGACCAUGAUCUUGACAUCGACAAUCACCAGCACAAGCCGCUUGACGCUGGCAAGCUCAUCCGUUGGUGCGUCUUCGGCCUCCGGUGCUGCAAGCAGCGCCGCCGCGACCUCGGCAUCGUCAGGAGUGGCAUCCUCGCCAGCUACUGCUUCGUCUUCCGCCGGAGGUGCUCCAGGAGGAUACUCCUACGCGCCGCCGUCGGCAUCUAGCAGCCUCGCUGGUGCCAUCACCGGACCCGCGGGCACCGCCUCUUCAGGCUACCCGAGUGCCUCGACCAACGGCACCGUCAGCACCGGUCUUCCGACUCCUGUGCCAUACACCGGCGCCGCCGCUCAGGGCUUCGACAUCAACCUGCCCGGGUGCACCGUGCUCGGCCUUGCCAUGGCGGUGCUGUUCAUCUAAGCGCCCUCGCGGUGCUGAACAUCCUGAGCGAGAUGCUCAUUGCAACGCUCAUCACUUCUUC